AUGAACAUUGGAGCUGGCUACGAAAUGGCCAUUGACGUUGAUGAGGCCGAUAUGUCAAUUUUAGAUGAGAAUCUGAAAUUGACAGAUGAGUUGACUGCUGCGCUAUCUGCAAAACUUCACAGAGUCUCAACUAGCAGUGCGCUCGCAAUCAAGUCAAUCAACCCACUGAUGGUCAAAAUCAACCGUCUCAAAGUGCAACAGAGAAACUUUCAGAAUAUAUUCAAGCUGGUCGAAAGUAUCCAGGACUACGCGGAGGAGAUCAGCAGUUUAGACAAAUCAAUAGGCACUUUUGGUGGACUCGACUCUGUCUCACAAAUAAGCAGCUUCUGCAACAUCGUUAAAAAAUAUCAGGGAAUCCAGAGUGAUCUGAAGUCCAAGAAUUUGAAGGACUUUGAAGGUUUGCGCAAAGGGCUUGAUUCGUCUCUACGGGAUGCCGAUGUAACUUUGAAAUUUGAAUUUAUCAAUAAGCUCAAAACAUUAAGCAAGAGGCUCAAAAGCAAUGGAAACAAGUUUGGAAAGGAAGAGGACGAUAUAAUAGUGCAGCUGAAGCUGAUCAGAAUACAAUCUCUCGACUCUUCGUGCACUCAACUUAGAUUUGCCUACUCUUGUCAAGGAUCAGACGUAUUACUACGACGGAGACAAAAACCAAAAAUACUUUGUUCAUUAUUCCAAGACGCUGCAAAGUCUUCUCUACGGAGAGCCGCAUUUCCUUUCCAAGUUCUUCGAUGA
Molecule: messenger RNA, 729 nt
Organism: Ogataea angusta
Lineage: Eukaryota; Fungi; Ascomycota; Pichiomycetes; Pichiales; Pichiaceae
Exons: 2
Coding region: 1-729 (242 amino acids)
Source: RefSeq, a predicted model, not a curated record